Lodderomyces oxycetoniae is the source of this 951-nucleotide messenger RNA. RefSeq names its product 40S ribosomal protein RACK1 (gene ASC1). The transcript is spliced from 2 exons. Gene Ontology annotation, cellular component: nucleus; cytosol. The coding region runs from base 1 to 951 and encodes 316 amino acids. The record is from RefSeq and is a predicted model, not a curated record. Gene Ontology annotation, biological process: rescue of stalled cytosolic ribosome; positive regulation of protein phosphorylation. NCBI's taxonomy places the organism in Eukaryota, Fungi, Ascomycota, Pichiomycetes, Serinales, Debaryomycetaceae. Gene Ontology annotation, molecular function: translation regulator activity; ribosome binding; protein kinase C binding.
AUGUCAGACCAAGAAGUUUUAGUCUUGAGAGGUACUUUAGAAGGCCACAAAGGUUGGGUCACUUCAUUGGCCACCACCCCAGUCCAUCCAGAUUUGUUAUUGUCUGGUUCAAGAGAUAAGACCUUGAUCAAAUGGAAAUUGACUGGAGGUGAAGACAACCAAUACGGUGUCCCAAAAAAAUCAUUCACCGGCCACUCCCACAUUGUUCAAGAUGUCACUAUCAGUGCUGAUGGUGCUUACGCUUUAUCUGCUUCAUGGGAUAAAACCUUGAGAUUAUGGGAUCUUGAAUCUGGUAAAACUACCAGAUUUGUUGGUCACAAAGGUGAUGUUUUAUCCGUCUCCAUUGCCAACAACUCUAGACAAAUUGUCUCAGCUUCAAGAGACAAGACCGUUAAGGUUUGGAACACCAUUGGUGAAUGUAUGGCUACUUUGACUGGCCACAAUGACUGGGUCUCAGCUGUCAGAAUUUCUCCAUCAAAUGAAAAUCCUUCUGUUAUUUCAGCUUCUUGGGAUAAAACUGUUAAGUCAUGGGAUUUAACUGAUUACACCACCAACGCUGACUUUAUUGGUCACACUGGUUACAUAUCAUGUAUUACAUUAUCUCCAGAUGGAUCAUUAUGUGCUUCUGCUGGUAAAGAUGGUGUUAUCAUCUUAUGGGACUUGAACUCAAACAAAACUUUAUACACUUUAGAUGCCAAAGCUGAAGUUCACGCCUUGGCUUUCUCACCAAACAGAUACUGGUUAGCUGCUGCUACUACUACUGGAAUCAAGAUCUUCAAAUUACAAGAAAGAUCAUUGUUGGACGAGUUGAAACCAGAAUUCGCUAUUGGUGCUAACGCCAAAGACCCAGAAGCUAUCUCAUUAGCUUGGUCUGCUGAUGGUCAAAACUUGUUUGCAGGUUACACUGAUAAUGUUAUUAGAGUAUGGCAAGUUAUGACUCCAUCUGCUUAA